AUGAACAUUUCACAUUCAAUUUGGAAUGAGAAUCCUGUUAUCUAUGUGGUUGUGAAACGAAUUUGGGCGUUACUGGCCGGAAUCAUUUAUCCAUUUGCUCAUUUUUGUGUGCUUACAAAGUCCCCGAAAAAGUGUGGAUACUUGAAAUGGGUGGUAUACCUGCACUGCUUUUGGAUAACUUGUGAAUGGCUCUCCGGCUCAUUUCUCAUCGACAUUUUCGACUUCCAGCCAUCCGUCACUAUCCGAGUCGACGGUUUGCUGAACAACGUAUUGGAUCCAGUUUUGCUAUAUACCAUCUACAUAUGCGUUGAUUCUUUAUCAUCCACGUCCGCUCUAAUUCUAUUCACCAGUCGCAUUUUCAUGAUAAUGAACAUGUACCGUCAAUAUUUGUCGCAUUUACGGAUUUUCUGCGAGCUCAUGAUCUACGUGCUAGUGGUCAUUUUUGGACUCUGGACGAUUCCGACGGCUAUUUGGAGCAUCCCUGAUCAAACAUCAGAAAAGCUUAAAAUUUCUCAAGAUGGUCAACCCUACCCGGACUGUCUUUGGGACGACAAUGUCGUAGCGGUUUUUGACAGUGGGUCUCAAAGUGAGCACCUCGUAUCGAUUCUGACAAUUUUAAAUUGGGUCUCGUGUGGAAUAGCGAUAUUUGUUGCCGCGAAAAUUGCAUUUUUCCUACUUGCGAAAAGGAUGGUGAACGAGUCGAAAGCCACAAGGCGGAUGAACAAAAAGUUCAAUCAGAGAACUAUUCUUCAGGCAUUCAUCUUUUUAUUCUUCUCGUGUGUCCCUUUUACAGUACUGCAUCUCACUAUAAUAUUUGGUCUUUACAUACCAGGAAUCACUUAUUUCAUAGAUAUUUUCUCUGAAAAUCACCCAACCGCUUGUGUAGUCGCCUUAUUUCUGUUUUAUGAUCCUUAUCAGAUUUACCUAUUCAAAAUUAUUGGAUGGAAUCCGAAACAUAUGUCUAAGACAUCAACCAGUGCCACGUUUGUUGUGUUGAGGAAUUAG
Molecule: messenger RNA, 1005 nt
Organism: Caenorhabditis elegans
Lineage: Eukaryota; Metazoa; Nematoda; Chromadorea; Rhabditida; Rhabditidae
Gene: srh-33
Product: Serpentine Receptor, class H
Exons: 5
Coding region: 1-1005 (334 amino acids)
Source: RefSeq, marked reviewed